Prinia subflava (tawny-flanked prinia) is the source of this 2949-nucleotide messenger RNA. Its product is annotated as gastrokine-1-like. The coding region runs from base 2106 to 2762 and encodes 218 amino acids. NCBI's taxonomy places the organism in Eukaryota, Metazoa, Chordata, Aves, Passeriformes, Cisticolidae. The transcript is spliced from 7 exons. Gene Ontology annotation, biological process: regulation of cell population proliferation. The record is from RefSeq and is a predicted model, not a curated record.
AGCAUAAAAAAUUAAUAAUAUGAAAAAAUAAAACCUCUUGCUGCUCUGAAGAGAGAGAAUUUGAGACAGUCCUUGCUGUGGGUGUAGCUCAGCUCGCUCAGUCUCUUAUCAGUCUCUCUGGCACUACUAAAUGCCAUCCUGUGCCCGGCUGGGCCACAGGUACGAGCUCCCGGUGCUCUUCUGGGUUUUCAGUCCAGAGCAGGUUUAAACAGUCCCAAGAAAAAGGGAAAAAAACCCCACAGUCCAGGGAGCUUCUCUGCCACAGCUAAAUCUGACUAAAAGCAAUGGAGCUCUCUGUCCCGCUGUCUGUCUGUGCUUCAGCUGACACAGUCCAGGAGCAGAAGGCAGAGGAGUGAGCAGUUUCUCCAAAACAAACUGCUCCUUUCUACUUUCCCUGCCUUCGCUCUCAGAACCAGUCUUAAAGGUACAGAACUUAACAUACAGCAUAAACAGAUCAGACAAUUGGGGAUACAAGCAUCGAAAAGUCACCCAUGACAACACCCUAUUGCUUAGCUCCAGCUGUUGCAGUCUGGCUUAGCAGUAGUUCCAUGUACUCACUGCUUGCUUUGCUUUAAGCUUGCUUUGGCAGCUGAAAGGGCUCAAAUGUGGUUGAAAAGGCAGGUGAUAUGUGCCAGAUAUUAAGGGCUGUCAACAAAUGCACAGAGCACUUAACAGCAUCUAAGCCAGUGCCUCUUUUUGUUUGUUUGUGUGUAUUUGUUUGUGUUUGUGUUUGUUUGUUUUGUUUGUUUUGGUUUUUUGAUGUUGUUUACGUAGGACCCCAACUGCACCAAGGAUCAUGUAUCUCGCUUGAUGUCUUCACACUUGUGAACCUGAAUUAUUGUGGUAGCAGUAUCAAGGCCUGAAAACCUUACCUUUCUUCAAUUAAGUACAGAGGCUCUAAACCCUGAUGCCAUUCUUUGCUUACAUCUCCUCUGGGAGAGGUUCUUGGGAAUUUAGAUGCUGACACAGAUCAGCUGGUGACCAGAUCUUUCAAAUAAAGUCCUUCAUUGUAGAAUAACUCCAGCUUAUUGGUCAUUACUCUUUUUCGUCUAUGAACAUCUCCACAAAAACAUUUUUAUUGUCUCCCUUCUGCCUCACUUGAGCCCUUCAAAUGCCCUUUUCAUUGCCAGCUCUCAACACAAGGCACACCCAGAGAGCUGGACAAGCCCCAGGGUGUGCAUGGCACAAACAAGGCAUUCACAGUUAGGAUCUUCCUUCUCUGUUUGGGGAAAGAUGCCUCACAUUAAAAUUCUUGAUUCAGGGGGCACAAAAGGCAGAAGGAAAGAAGGGCAAAGGAGUGAGUUUGCCUUUUUUAGGGGAAGGGAAGUCUCCUUUGAGGGAUUUAGAGUUGUUUUGUUCCUAAAAUAAAGCAAGGUUGGGAUUUCUGUUGCUCAAAACUUUAAAAUCAAGAUGGAGUAUUUCCUCUUCUCUAACAAAAUGGCAGGAUGCCCCAGGUUAUCUGGGUGAAUACAAAUCUGUCUUUAGUACCAGUCAUGCAACAUCCCUCAGUUUCUGGCAUACUGAAAUCAGUCCUGAGUCCAUAAUCAGGUGCUACUCUCCUGAGGAAGCUCUGUAAAGAUUCAGGGCCAUGUCUGACAAGAAGAAAGCAGAUCCUGAAUGAGCUCAGAAAGGAAGGUCAGCAAAACAGCUCAGCAAUUUCUAUGAUUUAGAACCAACCUCACCAUGUCUAGGGACUCAACAUUUUUAGCAUAGCAAGAUUACUACCCCCUUGGUUUGAAUGGUGCUUUUGGUUAGAGGCACAACUUCAGACUUUUGCCACAUUGGCACAAAGCAUCAAUACAAGUUUACUGGGAAUCUGUGCUCUGCUUCCUAUAAUCAUUGUUUUCCAUUUAAAAGUGACUGCUAAAUACACUGAGUUUACCAUGACCACUUUUCCCCGACUUCCCUGUAUGCAAUGAAUUCAAUCAGGCAGGUAUCAAAACCUCUUAUCAGAGCACUUCCCCAGGAAACUCGUCAUGCUUCUGUGAACACAGGGCACCUGCCAAUAAGGUAAACCCAUUUUCAGAUUUAACUUUGGGAUAUUAUGUAUAAAAAGUAAGAGUACACAUCAAUUAGCAGCAGAGCUGGCCUGGCCUCCCAUCCAAAUGAAGUUCCCUCAUUCAGCCCUUCCACACCUAAUUCUGAAAACAAAUAAAAGGUGGGAGGUUCACAUCAUUUAUUCUGCCUUCAGCAACAUCAGCUCUGCAGUCAGGAUGAAUCUCCCUAUUUUGACUGCAGUCCUUCUUGGACUUGUCCUGACUCCAGCCCUUGCUGAUUACCAUCAGCAGACUGAAGUAAGCAAGAAAAUCUCCAUUAGUGGAGGCUAUCAAAUUAUGACCAUCAAUAGGAAAUGGCUUGUGGCAAGUAUUGAGCAAAAGACCAACCGUGGGUCCUGGAAAACCAUCUGGAACUAUGACACAGGCUUUAUGGCAACCAAAGUGCUGCCAGAGAGAGCUUGCUACCUUUCCAUAAUGAACAGAACAGAGAUGCCCAGCUUUGAUGCACUCCCUCAACUGGCUGCAGACAUCAGGAACCACAAUCGUCCAAGACCCCCUAUAAAGGAGAUCACAUUCACCCUCGUCAAGAGAGUUAUUCGUGACCUUGAAUCAUAUGGACCAGACACCUUCUCUAUGUGCAGAGGACUCACAACUUAUGUGGCUUAUGAAGUUCAUGGACCACAAUUCAAUCUUGGAUCAUGCAUCAAACUUGAUGUCCUUCAAUAUUUGGCCCUCACGUACUGCCAUAACGAUAACUUUGUGUAAAUCACACCUUUCUUGAACCUUGUGUGGAUGCUCCAGCAGCAGCCUUGUAGCUGCUGUCCAAAGCCAGCCAUGAUGGAGUUCUUUCCUGGCAUCUCUUCUUUCAAGAUAUUCAUUUGUGAGGUUUGAGUACUGAAACAGAUCAACUGGUGAGCAGAGCUAUCAAUUAAAUCCCUUCAUGAUGGAAUAA